AUGUCGAACAUCAAAAAAGAGGAUCCCCCUGUAUCAGAUGUCACUAGAGAUAAACUUGCGGAAGCAGAAGCGGAACUUAAAAAAUUAUUAAUGCGCAAGAAAGACAUGGAUAAAAGUCUAAAAACAAUUGAAAAGCAUAUUUGGAAUUUUGAAGGAUCUUACUUGGAAGAAACUCAUUCUGGAGGAAACUUAAUUCGUGGGUUUGAUGGUUACCUAAGGGCUACAAGCGAUAAAAAAAAACGUUCGGAAAUUACGCUUGAAGAAAGUGCGACUUCUGAAAAGGCCGUUGGGUUGGUUGAUGAUUCAUCAUCAAGUUCGGAUGAUCUUAAGUCUGGCUAUAAUAAACAAAUAGGAUCUAACCCAAAAAAGAAAAGAAAACAACAAAGGCCUACUAAUUACAUAUAUCCUCAAGAAGUUAAAGAAGCAAACAAUAGAGAGGUAAGAAGAAUCAGGUUACCUCUCCGAGAUCGAGAUGACAAAGAAAUAGAAGAGGAAGUAGAUAUUUGA
Scutellospora calospora is the source of this 507-nucleotide messenger RNA. Lineage: Eukaryota; Fungi; Glomeromycota; Glomeromycetes; Diversisporales; Gigasporaceae. The record is from the annotation of a GenBank genome assembly.